Messenger RNA from Solea senegalensis (Senegalese sole), 2203 nucleotides. It is a transcript of the gene rad52, whose product is annotated as RAD52 homolog, DNA repair protein. Gene Ontology annotation, biological process: double-strand break repair via single-strand annealing; DNA recombinase assembly; mitotic recombination. NCBI's taxonomy places the organism in Eukaryota, Metazoa, Chordata, Actinopteri, Pleuronectiformes, Soleidae. The coding region runs from base 196 to 1503 and encodes 435 amino acids. The transcript has 12 exons. The record is from RefSeq and is a predicted model, not a curated record. Gene Ontology annotation, cellular component: nucleus.
GUUUAUAUUUGAUGUGAGAAUACUGUUUAAACCAUAUAUCUAUAGUCUAUGAUAGACGAAGCAUUCUUUUUUCCGAGUGGCCCUGAAGGUAGCACCGAGUAAACUCCUCCUUCUCCGGUAGUCAGAGCGGGAAGUUACGAAACUGUAGAAAAAGAGUAACUGUGUGGUUUAUUUCAUACAAAACACAACACGGGAAUGAUAAAUGAGACCAUGUCCAGUAACGCAGAGGAGAGCAGCUCCUCUGCGCCCAGGUUUGGACAGUGUACCUACACAGCUGAGGAGUACCAGGCAGUGCACAGCGCACUGCGCCAGAGGCUGGGACCCGAGUACAUCAGUAGCAGAUUGGCUGGAGGAGGACAGAAGGUGUGCUACGUUGAAGGGCAUCGCGUCAUCAGCCUGGCUAAUGAGAUGUUUGGAUACAACGGAUGGUCUCACUCCAUUUCUCAGCAGAACGUUGACUUUGUUGACCUCAUCAACGGGAAGUUCUAUGUCGGAGUCAGUGCUUUUAUCAAAGUGAUGCUCAAGGAUGGUUCAUAUCAUGAGGAUGUAGGCUAUGGAGUUAGUGAAGGACUGAAGUCUAAAGCUCUGUCACUGGAAAAGGCAAGAAAAGAAGCUGUCACUGAUGGCAUGAAGAGAGCACUGAAGUGCUUCGGUAACGCCCUUGGAAACUGCAUUCUGGAUAAGCAAUACCUCUUAGCCAUAAACAAGAUCCCCAAACAGCCUCCUCCUCCUGUUGACCCAGCCCAGACCAAGCGCACAGAGGGGGAACCCUCAGUGGAAAAGGCCCGGAUGUCCAGUCUGAUCAAAGAGGAAAAACGUGCAUCUGCUGUCAGUCUGGCCAGGAUACCGUUGGAGCCACAAGUCCUGCACCAGAACCGCAAAAGUUCUGAAGUCCAUACUCCUAAGAGUGACCCUGCUCCUGACAGACCCGGCGUGGACUUGGUGGACGUUGUCGGGUCAGACCCCAAACAGCUGAGAAAGCUCCGGCAGCAGCAGCUGCAGCAGAAGUUCAGGAAAGAGAUGGAGGCCAAGAAGCUGCAGCAGGAACAGGAUCACACCACGUCUGAGGAGGUGGAGACCGCUUCGCGACCAGGAUCCAGUAGAGAUAAUGGAGGUGGACCUGUAAUGAGUGAUGGCACUGAUGCUGAACCCAACAACAGGGACGAGCAUUUAGCAGACGAUCCUGAGAUGUGGAAUUUCACUCUGGAUGGGAUUGAGGACCUGGACGUCCCCACAGCUCGACCGCCGUCCACAGAGCUGAGGCCCAGCACUCCUGGGAAUCACCAGAUGCAGACACGCAGUAAGACUCCACAAAGACCUCCAGGCAGACCUCCUGACAAGGGUCCAGCACACAGCAGGGGACAGGAUGGGUUUCAGUACUCGGCUCAGUACCAGCACCAGCACCAGCACCGGCACCUGCACAAGGCAACACCAGGCACAGACAAUUCCUUUAGUCCAUACAGACAAGGACAGUACAUGAAGAAACGUCGACUGGACAGCUGAAGGCUUCUGCAAUUCAACCAUGUUUUUAUUUUUGUGUUCAUAUAGAUUUUAUAGUGUAUACGUUUUGCUUAUUUUUCAGUGAUAUGAUGCAGUUAUGUGGAUUUGUAAAUAAAAUAAACUUGCCACAUUAGUCAGUUGGCUGGAGUAAUAUUUUGACAAAUUAAUUUGUAGAACGAGGAGGAAAUAAAUCCUGAACAAAUGCUCAGUUAUUCACUUACAAAUAAAGAUGGCACAUGUGGGUCAUUACAUUUAAUUACACCAGUCUGCAUGACAAGUGCUUUAAUAUUUUUAUUUGUUUUUACAUUUUGUACAAUGUGGAAAAACAUACACAAAACGGAUGAAUCACAUGAAGUCCAUAUGUUGGGAUCAGAGUUCAACAGAUACUACUGUGUGUUAGUGGCCUCACAGUUCUGGACGGAGGUCAAUGACAAUGACUGAUAUUACACGGUAACACAUUAGGCUUUGUUGUGAGCUUGUGCUGUACAGUGGCCAGGUUAUCAUAUGUCAUUUUAAACACCAGUGAAGCCAGCAUGCAGGAAUCAUGCUGACAAUCUGAUUUCAAAGUUGCGUCUGUGAUUUUGAUAAAUGGCAAUUAAAAGACUUUCAGCAAGGCAAAUAAUAAUAAUAAAAAAAAGGGUCACGAUUAUUUCCAAUAUCAAAAACACUGAAGUCAGUAACAACCCUCAUCAGCAUGCAAAUG